UUCCCAUCGUAUUUAUUUCCUUCCCUUUAUUUAUUUAUUUUUAUUUUUUAGUUUCAUUUAGAUAUUUUAUUUAUUUAUUUAUUCGUUUUUAUUCUUUAGUUUCAUUUAGAUAUUUCAACUUUUAUUGAAUAUAUGGAACCUACUCCUGGCAAAGAGCGUCCUCCUCUGUCCGACACGUGAAAUAAAUAAUAAUAAUGAUAUAUAACAAACCCGAUAAUAAGAUUUGGUCAAAAAUUUACCGAAUGAAAUGAUGCUGAGCAUGUCCUUGUUGCCCGUCUAGCGUUUUUUUUUAUUAGGACAAUUUUUACUGUUAAUUUCUUCCUUCAGUAUCAUCACCCAUUUUUUUAUCAUAUCAUUUAUCCAUAAAACUGCGAUGGUGUCUGUAAUUAACGUAGAAAAUGAAGCAAGUUGAAGUUUGCCAAUGCUGUGGAAUAAGCAUAUAAGGAGAAGCAGGAAUACAGUUACAUUUAUUAUUUUUAUACUGAGAAAUUAACGACCGAGGUAUUGAGUACCAGCUUCACCGAUAUGAAAUAUAUGUAGAGGACACUGGGCGGAGAUGAUGAGGAGAUAACGUAGAAAGAGAGUGAUAAAAAAAUCAGAAAAAGAUUUAGCGAAUGAGUGGGGACUUUGGGCCCAGGGGGAAUAUAUAAAUACUGAACAGGGUGAAAAUUCAGUUAGUGAAAACAGUUGGGUUGGCUCAUGUGGUGAUCUACAUUGUAAUUCCAGAUGUCUAAGAUGAUUAAGAUUCUGUUCCUGGUGGGGACGUGCAGUGCUGUUCGACUUCCCAGACAAUUUGUAAACUUGGGAUUCGUCCAUGAAGGAUCUUUGCGACCUGCAUACUACCCGAAUUAUUUACUUCAUGAUAUUGGCCAGGUGGAUCCAAACCGUCUCACCCCAACGAGCAUUAUUUCUCAGGGAAGACCUGAUUCAUCGCAACUCCAGUCUUCACUGCACUACUUUUCUUGGCCAUUAUAUGAUUACAGACUUUAUCUGAAGCCGAUAUUUCCGAGCUACCGACCACCGAUUUUACCAAGUUACCUUCCCCAAGGCUUUCCGCUGAAACCACCACAAGAAAAUCCACUACCAGAGGAUGAUGGAAUUGAGAAGAUGGAUCAAAAAUUUGAUGCGGAAUUGUCAAGUAACUUGAAUGGCGACGCUAAUCGAACUCAAAAUGAUGACGACACUGUUACUAUUGAUGCUAUUUAAUAUUAACCAGUGUAAUGUUCUCUUUGUAUCUUCAUUAUUCAUUAAAGAAGCUAAUUUAUA
This is a messenger RNA of Diachasmimorpha longicaudata, 1266 nucleotides long. RefSeq lists its product as uncharacterized. The transcript is spliced from 4 exons. The record is from RefSeq and is a predicted model, not a curated record. Lineage: Eukaryota; Metazoa; Arthropoda; Insecta; Hymenoptera; Braconidae. Bases 727 to 1206 code for a protein of 159 amino acids.